UUUCUUUAUCAGCUCGUUCUAGUAUUCUACAACUUCAUACAUAUCCAAAAGCGAAAAUUCCGUCUCACUUGAGUGAAUUGCCAGAUUUUUGUUUGCAGGUUUCUUUCUCUCUCCACAUCUGCUGAUUCGUGCGCUAUUUCUGAGUCUUCGCUGAGGAAGGAAAGUAGCUUGAAACAUGUCAGAUGAUGUUGAGUAUCGAUGCUUCAUUGGUGGCCUGUCAUGGUCAACAUCUGAUCGUGGUCUCAGAGACGCAUUUGAGAAAUUUGGACAUCUUCUUGAGGCAAAGGUGGUUGUGGACAAGGUCUCAGGGCGUUCUCGCGGAUUUGGAUUUGUCACUUUUGACGAAAAACAAGCUAUGGAAGAGGCCAUUGAGGCCAUGAAUGGAAUUGAUUUAGAUGGUCGAACCAUAACUGUUGACAAAGCUCAGCCUCAGCAAGGUUCAGGCAGGGAUUAUGAUAAUGAUCGCUCACGCGAUCGUGAUCGUGAUCGAGGACGUGCAUAUGGAAGUGGGCGGGGAAAUGGCGGCGGCGAGUGUUUUAAGUGUGGCAAGCCAGGGCACUUUGCUAGGGAGUGUCCUAGUGAGGGGGCGACAGGUGGUCGAUAUGGGGGUAGAGAUGAUAGGUAUGGCGGCCGUGGUGGUGGCAGAGGUGGUGGCCGAUACGGCCCUGAUCGUAAUGGAGAUCGAUUUGGAGGGCGUAACAGGGAUGAUGGUGGUCGUGGAGGAGGUGAUCGAUAUGGCCGCGACCGCACUGGGCCUUAUGAUCGCCGUGCCUCUGGGGGUUUCCGAUCCGGAUGAAGAUUUUAAGGUCCUCAGGCUGUGGGUGCAGUUAUCAUGAUGAAGUCUUCUCCUGGUAGCUCCUCAAAAUGGAUCAAACUUCUGAAAGUGUGAAAGUGGCUAAUAUGUACUGUGUUGUGUUCCUGAAAUGUUCUCUAGUUUUGUUCGUCGGGUCCUUAUAUUGCUCCGUGUGCAACUCCAAUCUGACCGUACACUUUUGAAUGUUAUUUUACUGCUGGUUGUGGUUGUCUGCUUCCUUGCUUACACUGCUACUAAGUGAUGCUGGAUUUGUAUA
Messenger RNA from Sesamum indicum (sesame), 1070 nucleotides. RefSeq names its product RNA-binding (RRM/RBD/RNP motifs) family protein with retrovirus zinc finger-like domain-containing protein (gene ATRZ-1A). NCBI's taxonomy places the organism in Eukaryota, Viridiplantae, Streptophyta, Magnoliopsida, Lamiales, Pedaliaceae. Gene Ontology annotation, molecular function: zinc ion binding; RNA binding. The record is from RefSeq and is a predicted model, not a curated record.